Molecule: messenger RNA, 2106 nt
Organism: Callorhinchus milii (elephant shark)
Lineage: Eukaryota; Metazoa; Chordata; Chondrichthyes; Chimaeriformes; Callorhinchidae
Gene: slc26a10
Product: solute carrier family 26 member 10
Exons: 18
Coding region: 33-2090 (685 amino acids)
Biological process (GO): transmembrane transport
Cellular component (GO): membrane
Molecular function (GO): chloride transmembrane transporter activity; bicarbonate transmembrane transporter activity; oxalate transmembrane transporter activity
Source: RefSeq, a predicted model, not a curated record
ACCCCCCACUUAGCCCCCGGGCAGAGUCGAGCAUGCGUGGGGUGAAGCUCUCCCGAUCCGUUUACACCCAGGACCAGUUUGAGCGGAGUUUUGGAAGCGUCAGUGAGGAGAAGGGGAGCCGGGCAGAGCAAGGAUUGUGGCGGAGGCUGUGGUUGAGCUGCUCUGGGAGAGGUUACCUGAUUGAGCGAUUCCCUCCCCUGGCCUGGCUCCCUGAUUACCAGCUCCGUACCUGCCUCCUCGGGGAUAUAGUCGCAGGCCUGACUGUGGGCAUCGUCCACAUCCCACAAGGGAUGGCCUUUGCAUUGCUGACCUCAGUAGCACCUGUUUACGGUCUCUACACCUCCUUCUUCCCUGUCGUGCUCUACAUGCUGUUUGGCACCGGACGACAUGUUUCCACAGGUACAUUCGCUGUCAUUAGCCUAAUGACUGGGUCUGUGGUGGAAUCCCUUGUCCCUCGGCCAAUGGGAAUGAACAUAACAAACAUCCAAGAGGCAGAGAUCGAGAAGCAGAGGAUCGCGGUGGCCUCUGCAGUCACCCUUCUCUCUGGGCUGAUCAUGAUCGCCAUGUUUGUUCUCCAGCUGGGGGUCCUGUCCACCUACCUGUCCGACCCCAUCGUGAAGGCCUUCACGAGUGGAGCAGCGUUCCACGUCACCGUGUCCCAGCUCAGCACCAUGCUGGGCCUCAGGCUGCCUCGCUUCACAGGGCUGUCCACCAUCUUCAAGACACUGGGAUCGAUCUUCAGAGCUCUGGGCAGCACCAACAUUGCGGAGCUGGUGAUUUCUGUGGUGUGUCUCAGUGUCCUCAUCCCAACCAAGGAGAUCAACAGUCGCUUCAGACGCAAACUCCGCAUCCCCAUUCCCAUCGAAAUCAUCAUGGUGAUGAUAGCCACUGGCAUCUCCUUCGCCACAUCACUGGACCAGACAUACAGCAUCCAGGUGGUUGGUGAGAUCCCGGCUGGGUUUCCUGACCCCCAGUUGCCGGCUGUGCACAGUAUCCCAGCCCUGGUGUGGGACACGCUGCCCAUUACCUUUGUGGGCUAUGCCGUGUCUGUCUCCCUGGCCAUGAUCUACGCAGAAAAGCAUCACUAUACCAUCAACCCCAACCAGGAGCUCUUGGCUCAUGGCAUUUCCAAUACGGUUUCCUCCCUCUUUACCUGUUUCCCAAGCUCAGCGUCACUGGCCACAACCAACAUCCUGGAGAGUGCUGGGGGGUGUACACAGCUAUCCGGGCUGUUCACCAGUGCUGUGGUCCUGGUUGUCCUGCUUUUCGUUGGGCCCCUCUUUCACUUCCUGCCCAAGGCGGUGUUGGCCUGUAUCAAUGUCAUCAGUCUGCGCCAGAUGUUUCUACAGUUUCAAGACCUCCCAGAGCUCUGGCGGCUCAGCAAGAUGGACUUCAUGGUUUGGGUGGUGACGUGGGUGGCUGUGGUCACACUGAACGCUGAGCUGGGACUUGCUGUGGGUAUCGUCUUCUCAAUGAUGUCCGUGGUGUGUCGCACUCAGAGGGCCACCUGCUCCGUGCUGGGCAGGGCAUCCAACACAGAGAUAUACAGACCAGUGGGCGGGAACAGCAAGUGCCUCGAAAUCUCGGGGGUGAAGAUCUUGGCGUAUAACGCUCCCAUCUACUACGGCAAUAAGAGCUUCUUCCGAAGCGCCCUGACACGUCUCCUGGGGCUGAACCAGGACAAGGUCCUCGAGGGACAAGACACCCAGAGGGUCACAGAGAACAGCAAGCAGUCAGACAUCAUCACCGUAGAAAAUGGGGUCGUUAAUCCUGUUGUUAACCUGUGUCUCGCGUUCUCAGCAUCUCAGCUCAGGACCAUUCAGGCAGUGGUGAUCGACUGCAGUGGCGUCAUCUUCAUCGAUGCAGCUGGAGCGAGGCUGUUCGUUCAGAUGUGUACAGAGUGUCAGAAAGGAGGAACCUCUGUCUACUUAGCCCAGUGUAACAGUGGUGUAUUGAGGAUAUUAACACACAGCGGGCUCCUGGAGCACCUCAGCCCCCAGCAGAUCUUUGUCACAGUACAUGACGCAGUCACACACAUCGAGCAGACUCAGGAAAACUCAGCACAGAAAAAUGCCACCAUUUGGGUGUGAGAGAAGCUGCUGAGCG